CGGAAGGCCACCCGGGACAGGCGCUACGGGAGCGAUGGCGGCGGCGUGGGCCCAGCGGCUGGCAGGCGUGCGUGGGGUGUUGCUCGACGUAUCCGGAGUGCUCUACGACGGCGGCGAUGGCGGUGGCACCGCUAUUCCCGGCUCCGUCGAGGCCGUGGCCAGGAUCAAGCGGUCGGGCCUGAAGCUUCGGUUCUGCACGAAUGAAUCCCAGAAGUCUCGGGACAAGUUUGUGGGAUUGCUUCAGCGUUUGGGAUUUGACAUCUCAGUGAAUGAAGUCACGGCUCCCGCCCCAGCUGCUUGCCAGACUCUGAAGGAGCGAGGCCUGCGGCCCUAUCUGCUUGUUCAUGAUGAUGUCCGCUCUGAAUUUGAUGGGAUGGACACCACGAAUCCAAACUGCGUCGUCAUCGCGGAUUCAGGGGAUGGCUUUUCUUACCAAAAUGUGAACAAGGCGUUCCGAGUUCUCGUCAACCUGGAAAAUCCGGUGCUUAUAUCCCUGGGAAAAGGGCGCUACUACAAGGAAACCGACGGCCUGAUGCUCGAUGUUGGCCCCUACAUGAAGGCCCUGGAGUAUGCCUGUGAUAUCCAAGCUGAAGUGGUGGGAAAACCAGCCCCCGACUUCUUCCGGGCGGCUUUAAAGGAAAUGGGCGUGGAAGCUCAUGAGGCCAUCAUGAUUGGAGAUGACAUUGUGAGCGACGUCGGAGGGGCCCAGUGCUGCGGGAUGAGGGCGCUGCAGGUGCGCACAGGAAAGUUCAGGCCCUGCGAUGAACAUCACCCUGAGGUGAAGGCGGAUGGCUAUGUGAAUGACCUGGCCGAAGCUGUGGACCUCAUCCUGCAGUAUGCCAACAAAUAACUGGAGGCUGCAGGGCCCUAGAACCUCCCAGGGCUCCCACUUGGCCUCUGGGCCUGGCCCCCCAUUCAGUCUGACAAUCAACCCCUCCCCAGUACAAGCCUAAGCAAGGCCCUUCCUUCUACCAUGGCCCCAGACCCUCAGUGACCCCUGGGCUCACAACCUGACCCCAGGGACACCAGCUCAGGAAAACGAAGGAGACACCACAGGCAAGGUCUGAGUUUUCCCCUCCUCAUAGGGUCUGAAACAACAGGGCUCCUUCUUCCCACCAGGCUCUGUCUGACUGUAGCCAGAUGGGAAAGAGGUGGCGGUUCCCCUGGUGGGUGGGAUCUGCCCCAGCCAAACCUUGGGGCUCUGGAGCCUUCUCUAGGAGCUGAAUCCCUGAUGGAUUCCGAGGGGAGCCUCGGAAAUUAAAUCAUUUCCCCCCAGUGUUUCCUGACCUGAAAUAUUUCUAUUGGCUGUGAUCAGAAAAAAGAACCCCAUGAACCCUGGGAGGACCCCCCCCAUCGGAAGAUGCCCAGUGGCCCCCCACCCUUGCCCCAUCCUGUAACCAUGGCCCCAGGAAGAAUUUCCCUUCAGGGCCCCCGGCUCCUUGGAGUAUCCUGAGGCUAGCCAUAACUUUGGGAUUUCUCAUUGUCCAGGGCCCUAAGCAUGAGUGUCUGGGGGCUGCCCUCUUUGUCCCCCCACCCAGGCUGAGGGGUGACCAGAACUGCUGUCUGCAGGCUUUCCUAGUGUUUCAGAGGCCUCCCUGACAGGGCUGGCCUGGCCUUCAGGAUGCCUGAGAGCAGCCCAGAUGUGGGGAUGCCAGGCCCUGGUCCUACUUAACCUUCGCUAACCAAACCAGCUGCCCUAAUAAUUCCACCUGUGAGUCUCGAUAGCAAACAAGGAUGAAUAAAUAACACUUCGUGCUUCCUUA
Messenger RNA from Trichosurus vulpecula (common brushtail), 1763 nucleotides. It is a transcript of the gene LHPP, whose product is annotated as phospholysine phosphohistidine inorganic pyrophosphate phosphatase. Gene Ontology annotation, cellular component: cytosol. Bases 35 to 850 code for a protein of 271 amino acids. Gene Ontology annotation, molecular function: inorganic diphosphate phosphatase activity; phosphatase activity. The transcript has 7 exons. The record is from RefSeq and is a predicted model, not a curated record. NCBI's taxonomy places the organism in Eukaryota, Metazoa, Chordata, Mammalia, Diprotodontia, Phalangeridae. Gene Ontology annotation, biological process: dephosphorylation.